AUGCAAUCAAAAAAGCAGCAAAAGUAUAAACCUCCAAAUUUGGACGAGGAACAGAAAAAAAAUAAGCAUCAUGAUGAGGAUGACGACGAUGAUGAUGAAGAAGAUGAAGAAGAAAUUCAAUAGAAAAAGAAAAAGAAAAAGUCAAGCAAAAAGAAGAAAGAAGAAAAAAAAGAUGAAGAAGAGGAAGAUGAAGCUAUUCAUGAAGAUGAUAAAUACAAUAUUAAAAAUGCACUUCAUCCAACCGCAGUUUUAUUUACUAUUGCCUUUAAAGCAGGAGCAGCCUUUCUAUAUCUUUUUGGAGGUACUCUCUUAUAAGAUUAACUCAUAUUUAUUUCUGUUGUUCUUUUAAUGAGCUUUGAUUUUUGGACUGUUAAAAACAUCACUGGAAGAUUGCUUGUAGGAUUGAGAUGGUGGAGUGAUUAUGAUGAAGAAGGUAAUGAAAUAUGGAGAUUUGAAUCUCCUGAUUUGCGUAAAUUCAAAGCAAAUUUAGUUGAUAAAUCUUUCUUUUGGACAAGCCAGCUAGCAAUAACUAUAUUUUGGAUCUUUUUCUUAGUAAAGAAUAUAAUAUCCUUUGGUUUCUACUGGGGAGUUUUAGACUUUAUAGGUUUUACCCUUUCUUCAGUGAAUUUAUAUGGGUUCUACAAAUGUAGCGGAGAGCAUUAAGAUAAAGUAAAAAAGAUGAGAAACUAAUUUAUUGCCAAAGGUGUGGCUGGAAUGAUAAGUUGA
Messenger RNA from Tetrahymena thermophila SB210, 726 nucleotides. Its product is annotated as FAM18-like protein. Gene Ontology annotation, biological process: protein secretion; vesicle-mediated transport. Lineage: Eukaryota; Ciliophora; Oligohymenophorea; Hymenostomatida; Tetrahymenidae. Gene Ontology annotation, cellular component: Golgi membrane. The transcript is spliced from 6 exons. The record is from RefSeq and is a predicted model, not a curated record.